UGACAAACGUACUGUCGUGUCUUUGGGUUAUAAACUAAAACACAUGUAUGAUAAUAAUCUAUUGAUGAAAUAAAAUGAAACAAAAUAUGCGUUAGUCUGUUAUGUGGGAAGUAUUUACUAAGUGUAAUAAUAUCCUGUUGAAUAGUUUUACGUAAAUUUUUACACAAUGAGUGUAGCUCCGAAUAUUACCGGCUUAACCAACAAAAAUCUUUUCCUAGUGGAAUUUCAAGAACCUUAUACAGAGAAAGUUCUAAGGGAUGAAAGUACGCCGAACAUUCGGAGUUUAGUUUACAGUCCCAAAGGCACGUAUCUUGCUUAUAGAACUGAUAAAAAGGCUGAGAUAAUAAAAUGUGCUGACUGGACUGUGGCUGCAACAAUCAAUGGAAAUGUCAAGGAUAUGUUUUUCUCCCCCUUGGAUAAUUAUUUUGCCGUUUGGGAAAUGUUCCUGAUUACUAAAGAUGAUCCACAGGGAAAACCAAAUAUGCAUAUUUAUAAAUCGGCAAAUGGGGAGAAACUUGCAAGUUUUGUACAAAAGCAUCAAGCUGGCUGGGAACCGCAAUGGUCAUCCGAUGAAAAAUUAUUUGCCAUACAAUUUGGAGGUAAAAUAUGGAUAUAUCAUGAUGGAGAUUUUACAAGAUAUGAAUAUCAGUAUCAAGCUGAAAAACUAAAAUGUUUUAGCUUGUCUCCUAGUCCUGCACCAAACUAUUACUUUUCUGUUUUUACAUUAGGCAAGUCAGGUCAGCCGUCAUUGUGGAGAGUAUACAAAUAUCCACAAUCAGGAUCACAAGAACCCAUAUUGAGUAGAUCCUCAUUUCAGGCUGAUAAGGCGACCUUCUACUGGAAUAGACGGGGAACUAAUGUCUUCACUAUGACACAAACAGAUGUGGAUAAAACUGGUGGCUCGUAUUACGGAAGGCAGACACUUUCUUAUGGUGAUGUUAAAGGCAAUGCUGGGAAUGUCGGUUUUAGUAAAGAAGGUCCAAUCCAUGCAAUUGCAUGGAAUCCCGGAAACUGGAACGAAUGGGUGGGUGUGUAUGGGCAUGCACCCGCCAAAGCGACGCUUUUCAACGCCAAGUGCGAUGCACUCUUUGAGUUUGGCACAGGCGCUUGGAACGCUAUAUACUUCCCACCAGAAGGGAAUAUAGUCCUGUUGGGCGGGUUCGGGAACAUAGCGACUGGUCACAUCGAGGUGUGGGAUGUGCGCGGCUGCCGCAAGCUGGGCGGCUGCUCCGCGCCCGACACCACCUGCCUGCAGUGGGACCCGCGCGGCGAGACCUUCAUCACCGCCACAACCUACCCACGACUCACUGUUGGCAAUGGAUAUAAAAUAUGGCACUACACGGGUGCUUUAAUGCACAAGCGGGCUUGUGUAGAAAAGGAGGUAUUGCUAUCGAUAACUUGGCAGACGGGCAACUUCCCAAAGAGCGAACUGUCCAAAGUCCCUCCCAAGAGUAUACAGGAGGCCCCCGCGAAGCCCGCGGCCGCGUACCGCCCGCCCGGCGCUAGGAACAAGCCCUCCACAUUCACCCUACACGAGUACGAGAAGCCUCAUCGACCAGGACAAAAUGUCAACGCUGCGCCAUCCAAACAAGCGAUAAAGCAGAAAGAGAAACGCGAGGCUCGCAAAGCGCGCAAGGCGGAGGAGCGCGCAGCUGACCACAGCCCCGCCACCGCAACACUCCCCCCCGCUACACUCCCCCCCACACACACUCCACUACAGAAACAACCCUUCACUUCUACAGGGGACCCGGAAAAGGAUAAGAAGAUUAAAAACUUAAAUAAAAAAUUAAGCGACAUUGAGAAAUUAAAGCAGCAGAAGGCGGCCGGCAAAGCGCUCGAACUGAACCAGCUCGCGAAGAUCGACAGCGAGCAGACGCUGCUGCAGGAGUUGGAGAAACUCAAGUUAUGAUAACACUGUUAUAAUGAUAUAUUUUUUUACUGUUUUCAAUUUGUUUUUAAUAGUUUUAAUCUUUACUAGAUG
Messenger RNA from Papilio machaon (common yellow swallowtail), 1981 nucleotides. RefSeq names its product eukaryotic translation initiation factor 2A (gene eIF2A). The coding region runs from base 167 to 1909 and encodes 580 amino acids. NCBI's taxonomy places the organism in Eukaryota, Metazoa, Arthropoda, Insecta, Lepidoptera, Papilionidae. The record is from RefSeq and is a predicted model, not a curated record. Gene Ontology annotation, cellular component: cytosolic small ribosomal subunit. Gene Ontology annotation, biological process: translational initiation. Gene Ontology annotation, molecular function: translation initiation factor activity; ribosome binding; tRNA binding. The transcript is spliced from 12 exons.